Molecule: messenger RNA, 3404 nt
Organism: Durusdinium trenchii
Lineage: Eukaryota; Dinophyceae; Suessiales; Symbiodiniaceae
Source: the annotation of a GenBank genome assembly
AUGAAUCGCACAGACCUGGACGUCGCGAAGGUGCAGACCGUUGAGGCCGAUCAACCACUUGAACGGCAGGUGGAGGACAGCACUGCAAGACAGGACCUGCAGAAGGAGCCAAGAGCGGAGGAAACUGCCACAAAGCGUUCGCAGGAGCCACCUGCGGAGAAAACCGCCGCAGCACCCAAGGAGUUCCAAGAGCAGAGCACCCAAGGAGUUGCUGCAGCACCCAAGGAGUUGCAGGAGCAGUUGCAAGCUGCCGCGAAGGCACCAAGCUUCCGAGCUGAACACUGGCCACGGGUUCCUCCGCCCAGGCCUCCGCCAGAGCCCAAGAAGCCUUCACCAGGAGUUGUUCCUCUCCACGUCCGUUUGCGGCGACGCUGGUGGAUCACCUCCGAGGCCUUCGUGGAGAUGCUGGGCAAAAUGCGAAACCAAUCUGUGAAGGGCCAGAUGUACAUGGAGGGCCUUUGGAGCCUGAUUCAGGAUCCGCCCAAGGGCCAGAAGCCCUUCACGGGCGGCGACCACCUGACGUUCGACGACUUUGCGGCCGCCUUGCUCUACGACACCCAGGAUGCCUUGCAGCCAAAACCGGGUUUGCUGGCACAGGACACGCAAAGCUUGGCCAAAAUCCUGCAGCGGUUAGAGGGCUUCGUCACCAGUGAAACCCAUACCUUGGAUCCAGAGCACGACUGGAGCCUCAAACCAGAGGUCUUUGGCAAGGCUUGCUGGGACGCCGUUGCUGCUGCGCAGGUGGCCUUCCCCGGGAAGGUUCGCGCCAGCAACAAGUAUCCCAUGGGUGGCUUCUCUGGGCAGAGGCAUCUCCUCUUCGUGGGCUUGCCAUUGGCACUCUACUGCAGUGACUGCCCGCAUUUGUAUCAAGUCUUGCAACGCAUGCGGGGCCUGGCCUCCUUGGAUGAGGGCGCGCCCACCGCUGAGACCCUUCGGCAAAAGUUGGACCACGAUGGACGCCCCUACUCCGUCUUGGUCUAUGCCUUGAUGGCGGCAUGGCAGGCCCUGUUUGUGGUGCGCCACUGUGGCAUUAGUCUAGAGCCUUUGGCACCCAAGGGAGGCGCUUUGAUCUUUCGGGGCCUUUGGGUGCCUGAGGAGGUGGACGAGCAUUGGGCAGAACACACAUGGUCCUUCAACUCCUUCUCGCGCAGUGUGGAGGGCGUCUUGUCGGUGCUCGGUUUCUAUGGCAAUGCCACCGGGAGCGCGGCAGAGGCGCUGGCCAUGAAGGACGCCCACAUUCUGAUCCUCGUCGCGCGCUUCCAGAGCGAAGCAGGUGGUGGUCGCUGGGCGCUCCCCGUGCAGCUGUUCGGCGGCGGGGAGAAUGCCUUCCCAGCCAGCAUCGAGCAGGAGGUCUUAGUGCCUCCCUUCUGCAAAUACCACUUCCUCCCACAGCUGCAGGUGUGCAGUACAGAUGAUCUUGCAGAGCGUCAAAAAAGGAUCCAACUUCUAGAGCAACGCUGGUCUUUGUCGCUGGAGCAGGCGGCGGAGCGUCGCUUGAGAACGUGUCUUGAGCAGAUAGGCUUGGCGCUUUUUCUUUCGCCCAUGGCGAGCUGGAGUGCGGUGAAGGCAGAUGGCCCAGUGCCUGAGGGCGACCAUGUUGGUGUUUGGCCCCUGGACGAGCACAAUGUCCGGCUGUUGGAUGCCGUUCACCCGAAGGACUGGGCGCCACCCGAGCGCCCUGAGACCUUUGUCUAUGAUUUGAUCGCCUUGGGUGCCGGCGCAGGUGGCCUGGUCUCGGCCAAGCAGUCCGCACGACGCGGUGCCAAGAGUGCGCUGAUCGAAAUGCACCUGGCUGGUGGGGACUGCUUGAACGUGGGCUGUGUCCCUUCCAAAGCCCUGCUUCGCUGCGCACGCGCUGUGGCCGAAGUGCGGCGCAGCAGCGAGCUGGGGAUGGCAGGCACCAGUGCUGCGGUGCACUUCGAGCGCGUGAUGGAGCGCAUGCGACGCUUGAGGGCCGACAUUGCCCCGGUGGACGCGCACACGACCUCUCGAGACGUGGGCGUGGAUGUUUACAUGGGCAAAGCCUGCUUUACUGGGAAGAAUGAGCUGAAGGUGGGUGAACGAACCUUGCGCUUCCGCAAAGCGGUCAUUGCCACUGGUGGGCGUGCACGGGUACCACCUAUCUCUGGCUUGGACUCCGUGCCCUACUUGACGAACGCCAGCUUAUUCAACCUCACGAAGCUCCCUCCACGCUUGGUGAUUCUGGGUGCUGGGCCCAUUUCCUUGGAGAUGGCACAGGCCUUUGGCCGCUUCGGCAGCCGGGUCACCGUCCUGGAGGUCGCGCCCGAGAUCUUGGGCGCCGAGGAUGCGGAUGCCAAGGCCUUACUGCAGCAGGUCUUGGAGGAGGAAGGAAUCGAGAUCCGCACGAAUUGCAUGGUGACGUCGGUGGCGCAUAAGCCGGCAGCUGCAGAAGGGGAGUGGCCGGAAAUUCAGCUCCAACUGGCCGAUGCCUCCGUGCACUGCGAGGCCUUCCUGGUGGCCGCCGGGCGCGUGCCCAAUGUGGAGGGCCUAGGGCUCGAGGCAGCGGGGGUGGACUGCGCAGCCAGUGGGGUGAAGGUGAAUGAUGACUUGACCACUACGAAUCCAGACAUUCUGGCAGUGGGCGAUGUGAUCGAACGCGUGGACACCCGAUUCACGCACAUGUCUGGCACAAUGGCUGGAAUGGCGGUGCAAAAUGCCUUGUUUCCGGGGCAAGGUUUGCCCGUGAAUGCGCCCUCCGGCAAGCUCUCAGAGAUAGUGGUACCACGCUGCACCUACACCGAACCAGAAAUCGCUUCUUGUGGUGUGUCCAAUGAGAAGCUCGCAAGCCGCCAGAACCUUGAAGUCGAUGUCUUCAAGGCCAGCAUUGAGCACAACGACCGUGCCAUCCUAGAAGGAUCCCGACGAGGAUAUGUGAAGAUCUUGUGCCGCAAGGGCACCGAGGAGAUCAUCGGAGCGACCAUCGUGGCGGAACAUGCGGGGGAGAUGUUGGCGGAGAUCACCUUGGCCAUCCAACAUCGACUCGGGCUCUCCCAGAUCGCGCACACGGUGCAUCCCUACCCCACGUUGGGUGAAGCUGUGCAGCAAUGCGCCUUGAACUACAACCGCGCGCGCUGGGCCAAGAUGCAAACCAAGGCAGGGUACAGCUAGCAGCAGCCAGGCAGGGUACGCGCUCAUUCAACCCCCUGCAUCAGCCAGGGUGCCGCUGGGAUCAGGAGGACAUGGGCCUUCCGCACUGUCACUUGUGGACAGCUUGCUGCGGAUGAACAGAGUAUAUCUUUCUUCCUACAUCUCCAGGUUGGCUGGAGGAGGAAAGAUGCCAAAGCAAUGCACGAUUUUCACGCGCUCGCCAACGGCGCACAGACAUGGGCGAGGGCGCUUGGCUAUUUCGUCCGUGAACUUCACAGCGUUUGCCGACGCAGAAA